AUGGCUUUUCUCCGCUCGCUGCCCGCCUCCUCGGCGGCCGGGCAGGCAGCUCGCAGCAGCAUUAGCGUGCGGCCAUUUGCAGCCUGCCAGCCGCAGCUCGGCCGCGCGGCGCCGCUGCGCCACGCUGUGGUCGUGCGCGCCGCCGCCGCCGCCGUUGAGGAGGACGUGGACGAGGUAAUCAUCAGGCCCGGCCAGAACCUGCGCAAGGAGAGGCAGCGCUCUCGCCGCUACAAGACGGUCAAGUCGAAGCUGCCGGCGCGCGUCCAGGAGCUCGAGCCGCAGGAGGCCGUCAAGCUGCUGAAGCAGUCGGCGUCCACCAAGUUCACCGAGUCUGUUGAGAUGCACGCCCGCAUGGGCCUGGACCCCAAGUACUCCGACCAGCAGCUGCGCGCGACCGUGUCGCUGCCCCACGGCACCGGGAAGGAGCUGCGCGUGGCCGUGCUGACGCAGGGCGCCAACCUGGACGCCGCCAAGGCCGCCGGCGCGGACGUGUACGGGUCGGACGAUCUGGUGGACAAGAUCAGCGGCGGCUUCCUCGACUUUGACAAGCUCAUCGCCACGCCCGACAUGAUGCCCAAGGUCGCCAAGCUGGGUCGCGUGCUGGGCCCCCGCGGCCUCAUGCCCAACCCCAAGGCGGGCACCGUGACCACCGACAUCACCACGGUGGGUGGCUCAUUUCACAAAGCAUACCUUGUAUCGUGCCCGGCAGCAUCAUUGGCUUGGAGCGAGUAG
Molecule: messenger RNA, 732 nt
Organism: Monoraphidium neglectum
Lineage: Eukaryota; Viridiplantae; Chlorophyta; Chlorophyceae; Sphaeropleales; Selenastraceae
Product: 50S ribosomal protein L1
Exons: 2
Coding region: 1-732 (243 amino acids)
Source: RefSeq, a predicted model, not a curated record